Molecule: messenger RNA, 582 nt
Organism: Brettanomyces bruxellensis
Lineage: Eukaryota; Fungi; Ascomycota; Pichiomycetes; Pichiales; Pichiaceae
Product: 60S ribosomal protein L9B
Exons: 1
Coding region: 1-582 (193 amino acids)
Biological process (GO): cytoplasmic translation
Cellular component (GO): cytosolic large ribosomal subunit; ribosome
Molecular function (GO): structural constituent of ribosome; rRNA binding
Source: RefSeq, a predicted model, not a curated record
AUGAAGUACGUUUCAUCAGUUCAGGACAUUGAGAUUCCAAAGGGAGUCACUGUUUACAUUAAGUCUAGAAAGGUCGUUGUCAAGGGUCCAAAGGGUACUCUUGUCAAGGACUUGAAGCACAUUAAUGUGAACUUCAAGCUUGUGAACGAGAACCUCAUUCAGGCUCACAUUCACAACGGUGAUAGAAGACACGUUGCUACUUUGAGAACUGUUAGAUCUCUUAUCACCAACAUGAUCACUGGUGUGACUGUUGGAUUCCUUUACAAGAUGAGAUUUGUCUAUGCACAUUUCCCAAUCAAUGUUUCCAUUGUUGAGGAAGAUGGACAACAGGUUGUUGAGAUCAGAAACUUCUUGGGAGACAAGAGACUCAGAAGAGUUGUUGUUCCAAAGGAUGUUACUGCAGUUCUUUCUAAAACUACUAAGGAUGAACUUCAGGUCUCUGGUAUCUCCAUCGAGGAGGUUUCUCAGACUUGCGCUGAUAUCCACCAGAUCUGUUUGGUCAGAAACAAGGAUAUCAGAAAGUUCUUGGAUGGUAUCUUUGUUUCCCAGAAAGGUCACAUUGAUGAGGAUUAUGAGAAGUAA